CACCGCUUGCAGCUUAGCUGCUGCGAUUCAUCAACCCCGACGCCGAAACGCAUACAGAUUCAGUACGGUGCGCCGGGUCUGACACUUAGUAGCGCUCGUUCACGAUGCCCGUCUUGAGACCGCCUUCGGGCAACCCAGACGCCCCCCAGCAAUACAAGCAGCCGUCCAGGAAAGGCAAGAAGGCAUGGCGCAAGAACAUCGACAUUUCCGAGGUGCAGCAGGGCCUCGAGGAACGGAGCGAGCAAAUCAUUAAAGGAGGAGUUCUCGCCGAGCAGGAUACCCCGGGCCUCUUUUCUCUCGAUACUGUUGGUGACGUCGAACUCGAGAAGCGGUUCCCGAAACACGUGAAAAAGGGCCUCAAGGCCGACGAGAUCAUUGCGCAGCGCUCGGCUGUACCUGCCGUGUCGGCGCGCAAGCGGUCCGGUGACAAAACCACAGACGGCAUUCUCCCCGUCAAGCGGCAGCGCACCGACUAUGUCACGCACAAGGAGCUCUCGAGGUUAAAAAAGGUUGCCGACGGCCACCACGAGCAAACAGUCGCGGUUGUGGAUGCCGAGUACGAUAUCUGGGCCGAGGCGAAGGAGGACCAGAAACCUGAGGAGACCUUCUCCUUUUUGCCGAAAGCCGAACAAAAGAAGAAGCCCAAGACUCUCGAGCAGCAGCCCAUCUCGCUGGCAGCCAGCGGGAAGCCGAUCCCUGCGGUGCCGAAGCCGAAAGGUGGCCACAGUUACAACCCGGCCUUCACCGAUUACCAGGACCGGCUGAUCGAGGAGAGCGAAAAGGCUGUCGAAGCGGAGCGAAAGCGCCUCGCGGCCCUCGAGGCGGAGCGCCUCAAGCUCGAGGCAGCGGCGCGAUCGGCGGCCGAGGCAGAAGCGGCGGAGGCACGGGCUGAUCUGUCCGAGUGGGAGGACGAUUCCGCUUGGGAAGGGUUCGAGAGCGCGGGCGAGGAGCUGAGUGUCAAGGCCAAGAGACCACGGCGCAAGACGCAGGCCGAGAGGAACCGAAUCAAGCGGCGCAAGGAGGAGGAGCGGAAGGCGAAGCACGAGGCGGCCAUGAAGCGAAAGCAUACGCAGGCGGAGCGCGUCAAGCAAAUCGCGCUCGAGGUGGCGGAGAAGGAGCGGAGGAUGGCGCUGGAGAAGAUUGAGAUGAGCGAUGCGAGCGAGGAGGAGGGUGACGACGUGAAGCUGCGGCGCAGGCAGCUGGGCAAGUUCAAGCUCCCCGAGAAGGAUCUGGAGUUGGUGCUACCGGACGAGCUUCAGGAUUCGCUCAGGCUCCUCAAGCCCGAGGGCAACCUGCUCAAAGACCGGUACCGCAGCAUGCUUCUCCGAGGCAAGAUGGAGAGUCGGAGGAAGAUUCCGUUCAGAAAACAGGCCAAGAGCAAGAUCACCGAGAAGUGGGCGUUCAAGGAUUUCUCGAUCUGAAGGGUUGAAACACAUUGAAUACAUCUCAGGCAGGCUGCUGUUGUGGCCGCCAACCGUCCUCGUCCUCCUCGUCCAAUGCAGCAACCACGUUCUCGUGCCGCUUUUCCCGACGUCAUGAGGCUCAUCCAACCUCAGUUCUUCACAGCCUCGUCGCAGUAAG
Thermothielavioides terrestris NRRL 8126 is the source of this 1581-nucleotide messenger RNA. RefSeq names its product 60S ribosome subunit biogenesis protein NOP53. Gene Ontology annotation, biological process: rRNA processing; ribosomal large subunit assembly. Gene Ontology annotation, molecular function: 5S rRNA binding. Gene Ontology annotation, cellular component: nucleolus. The transcript has 2 exons. The record is from RefSeq and is a predicted model, not a curated record. NCBI's taxonomy places the organism in Eukaryota, Fungi, Ascomycota, Sordariomycetes, Sordariales, Chaetomiaceae. The coding region runs from base 105 to 1421 and encodes 438 amino acids.